Messenger RNA from Aspergillus pseudotamarii, 1206 nucleotides. Its product is annotated as kinase-like protein. The record is from RefSeq and is a predicted model, not a curated record. Gene Ontology annotation, biological process: protein phosphorylation. Gene Ontology annotation, molecular function: ATP binding; protein kinase activity. The coding region runs from base 1 to 1206 and encodes 401 amino acids. The transcript is spliced from 2 exons. Lineage: Eukaryota; Fungi; Ascomycota; Eurotiomycetes; Eurotiales; Aspergillaceae.
AUGACGAUAACGGCGGCAGCGCCCCGAUGCUGCAAGGAUGAUGACACAGCAGAAUUCGGUGACUUUGUGCGCAAUGAAGAUGAGGAACUGGACCUCGAAGAGGUUGUCGAGCCCUGGCAUAAGUACGAUAUAAAAGAAACCUCACAUGUCUUUUAUCCCAUUUGUCUUGGAGAACUUCUCAAUGGGAGAUACUUGGUAGAGAAUAAAAUGGGCUCGGGCGGUGGCUCCACGGUCUGGAUGGCCCACGACCUUCAAGAUAAGAGAGAUGUAGCUCUCAAAGUCAUGGCUACCGGAGAGUGGACAGACAAUGAAUUCCACAUGCAGAACGAAAUCAUUCAGAAUGUGCAGGAUACCUCUCACCUUGUGACAUAUUUGGACACCUUUCUCCUGCCUGGAAACGGGUGUCAUCAUAGGGCCCUAGUGUUUCCACUAAUGGGUCCAUGCCUUAACUCUCACAUCCUCAGAAACAUGCCCAUGGCUACUCGUAUGUACGCUGCCCGGCAAUUGUUAGAGGCCGUGGAAAGUUUACACAAAGCUGGAAUUGUACACCGUGAUUUGAAUGAGAGGAACUGUAUGUGGGGGAUGGCUCCACUCCACAAUCUCACCAGAAGUGCUAAGUACGAGGUACUCGGUCGACCAUUAAGACAAAUCAUACCACAUGUCGAUCUCUGGAAGCAGGGAGAACUUGUUCGUCCUGUUGAGGUCCCUGACAAUUUACGCACAGAGGAAUUCUAUCUCAGUGACUUUGGUCUGGCCAUGAAACUUGGCGACCCCACGAUUCCACGCGGCUAUCCGCCUGUGCAGUUUUGUUCCCCAGAGAGACUUCACAAGAAAGAUCCAAGCUUUGCCUGCGAUAUGUGGAGCUACAUGGUCAUCUUCGGAGUACUUUACCUUCGUUUUCCGCCUUUUCGUAGCUGGAACUAUCUUAUCAGGUGUUUAGGUCCAUUCCCUGAGCAGUGGAUGGGCCUUUACACUCAUCCCGGAGGCCUUGACUCUUGGUAUGAUCAGAGUCAACCGCCAGAUCCAGAGUUUAGUCUCGCAUCAACAAUUGCACGUUACCGCCCCGACGCUGAUCCCGCUGAGCGGGAACAUGUACACUCCCUUAUGUCCAGAGUAUUUACUUACUGCCCAGAGAAACGUCCUACCGCAACACAACUUCUGCAGGACCCUUCAUUCAGGGCUAUCAUGGACACAUAUGGUUGUUAA